Messenger RNA from Durusdinium trenchii, 393 nucleotides. The record is from the annotation of a GenBank genome assembly. Lineage: Eukaryota; Dinophyceae; Suessiales; Symbiodiniaceae.
AUGCCAUCCCUACGCAGAGUGGUUUCAGACUGGAUACCUCUUGCAGUGGCGGUGGAGGUUUUCUCACCGGCACUCUGGCCCUUUAUUGUCCUUCUGGUCGUGUGCCUGGCUAUCGGUGCCUACUUCUGGAUUAAAAGACGUGAGAGGAUGAUUCGAGCGCGUGCGCAGGAGGAGGCACGGAUGCAGAGCAGUAUGUCAGAGGAUGCACUUGUUCCUGGCGCUGGAGCUGCAUUGCCGUCAACCUUCUUUGUCGGGGUGCGAGGAAGGUUGCCGGAAAGCCUAAAAAGGAUCGUCGUCCUGGUGGAGAAAGCGUACUGGCUGCGCAAGGUGAAGUGGGAUGGUCUGAAAAGAGGUGGUUCUGGCAGCUAUUACGGAGGACGGCAGGGCCUUUAA